UCGAACCUUAGCCUUCACAAGAACAAGAAAAGUCUGUCUUCGAAAAUCUUGUCCAGUAAGAAAAAAACACGCACGCAAAAAAGAUCAAUGGCAAUCAGGUUUCCUCGCGUUCUGCAAUCAUCAAAGCAGGUUCUGAGGCAAGCGAAAGCGUUCUCAGCAUCGAACUCCGUCGAUGUUCCGAAGGGAUGCUUUGCUGUUUACGUUGGAGAAAGACAGAGGAAGAGAUUCGUCGUUCCGUUAUCGUUCUUGAGACAACCUUCGUUUCAAGAUCUGUUGAGGAAAGCCGAGGAAGAGUUUGGAUUUGAUCAUUCAAUGGGUGGCCUCACCAUUCCAUGCAGCGAAGAGAUCUUCGUGGAUCUCGCCUCUCGCCUCAACUUCUGAUAGCUUCUUUUCUUUCUUUCUUUUUCUACUUUUUUUCUAAUCAUUUUUUUCCUUCGAGAAAGAAUCUUUUCCCGACAGAGAGUUCUACCCUUUUGGUGAUUGACUGUAACAGUUUUUCGCUCACGUUUCAGUGAGUUUUGGGAUCCAAGAUCCUAACUUGUUGAUGUUUUUUUGUUGUUGUAAUCAACUCUGAACAUAUAUAUAAUCAAAACUCUUGAAUUCUUUCA
This is a messenger RNA of Tarenaya hassleriana, 608 nucleotides long. RefSeq names its product auxin-induced protein X15. The record is from RefSeq and is a predicted model, not a curated record. The transcript has a single exon. Bases 88 to 381 code for a protein of 97 amino acids. Lineage: Eukaryota; Viridiplantae; Streptophyta; Magnoliopsida; Brassicales; Cleomaceae. Gene Ontology annotation, biological process: response to auxin.